GCUGAUACGUGGCCUCGCGUAUUAUUUGAAAUUUCUUGUAGUGUAAGUUAAAGUUAUAAAAUGGUGAGAAGACACCAAGACAUGGAUGAUGACGCUAAAAGAAGUUGCGGUUGCGUCCUGCGUCACGUUUCUCCAAUACGACAUUACAUGAAAAGCCCACUUUGUUUAUUAAACUCAACGGCAAAGAAAAUCAUUGGAUUCACCAUAUAUUGCUUGCUAAUGUUGAUUUAUGUUCCCUUCUACAUUUUUGGAAUGUUAUUGAUACAAAAAGGAAUAGCAAUGCUAAAACUAAGAAAAAGGCUUGGACUUUUUCAUCGCAAAGAAGGCAGGCUGGGUCUUGUUAGUAGACGAAGCAGGGUUACUGACAUCGCUUGCGUUUCAAUGGAAAAUGAGCUGGACUUUUUAUAUAAUCGAAGUCCAGCUUAUAUAUGGAGAAUGUGUUUUUCUAUGCCCUGGGAGCUUGUAAAGACUAUCCUAAGACAAGAAAAAAUUCAACUUAUAUCCGAUGACCAACUUGCCUAUGUAAUUCUAAACACUGUAUUUGCGCAUUCUGUUUGCUGGGAUGAUGAUCGAAAAAUGUACAGACUUGUGAUGGAAGGAUUCGAAGACUUAUUUCUCUUCCAGGGCUUCUACUGGGAUGCCAGACAUGUUCUUGUUAGUCCCGACGCAAAGAAAAUCAUCAUUCAAAUGAGCGAUGGACAAGAAUACAACUCCGAUUGCGAGCAAAGACUUCGACCUACCUUCGAUUUGGCUAAAUUGCAUGUACAGGUCUGUUUGUCGUAUUUUGCUCCCGGUCUCUCGCACAAUCACGUACAUUUUGUUCUCCCCAGUGCAGUUGCAGUUUUGUCGCAGAAGUUACUGAACAGAAAUGGAAUUCUGUAUAAAUUACUAUAUCAACAUUUCCGCUUUACCGAACGCAUCAAUUAUCAGGCAUUACGAGUGCAGAAGGCCACCAACAACAAAAGAUCAGCUUUGGACAGGCUGUUCUUCUUCUGGCAGCCAUUCCCACUCACUAAGGAGCAAUUCUUGGAAGGCGUUGCGAGAAAAUGUAAAAAGCAUUAUUUUGACAAAGGAAUGCAAGAAUGUAAGGAAAAUGAAGAAGAAAAGGGGGAAAUAUCAAACAUCAUGUCUCAACUGAACACGUCGCCAUGUAGAAGCGGGAAGCUUGACAGCAUUCCAGAAUUUCCACAAGUCGAUGAAUUAGAACCAAGAAUACAUCAUCUGUUUCCUCCAGAUUUUACAACCGAUAGAAGACUCCAGAAGAUCCCGUACCUGAAUUUUCUGGCUCAAUAUUAUUUCGUGAUUCGAGAUUUCGUCAAAUCGAUGAUUCCUUUCAUUGACGGGGAUGAAUGGAAACUUCUUAGUACUGAAGUUGCAAAGCACGUUCCCCGUUUUGAUAAAUGCUCUAUGGUUGAUGCUAUUGCCACAUACAUUCAUCAGGUCGGUGUCAUUCACUUCUGCGAUCACAACAGCUACCUACGAUAUUUUGCUUUCAGAUACGGAUCAAUGGCGAUCAGGGUUCCAUUUGAGCCAUUUGAAAAUUUAGAAGAUUGGGAAGAGUUUGCUUUGGAGCAUAAUUUUGAUUUGAAUGAAGUCAGAGGAAAUCCACUUCUACUGAUGAGACAGAGAGAUGUGUUGCGAACAAGAUCAUUCUUGCUUAUUUUCGUUGAUUUCAUCCCAAGUGCGAAACUGAACUUACAUCUGAUAAAUACUGAUUAUGAGUUUAGUGAUACUGGACCGGAAAUGGCUGCAGAAAACUUCCGACUGAAAUUACGAGCACUAGAUGGAAAUUUGAAGUUACAAAGAUCGGUACUGCCUAUACUAUCGUCACCAGGUGAACAAAGGGCAGAAGGCAUGCGACUCGUACCCCUUGAUGACAUUGUAAGAACAGUGUGUUACUGAAUCAACAGCACAUAAAUAAAAUCAUAAUUCUGUUCGUUCAAAAAAAAAGAGUUAUUUCAAUGGCUGAAGAUAUUUGUUUUAAAGCUGUAUUUUUAUUGAUAUUUAUUUUUUUUUCUCGUGAACAAUCCUAGUUUUAGGUAAAAAUUGAUGUAAUCAAUCAGAAUGAUGAAAUUAUCAUUCUCUAACAUUUUGGUUUUAUGUUAUCCAUGGAAAAUAUUCGAAUGCACUGUAUGCUUGUUUUAAAACAAUUGUAACCAUGUAAUUAUUUUAUAACGAUUAUAAAGGAUCACACCAUAUUGCAAAUUUUUUGCAUGUAAUGAAAAGAAAAAUAUUUCCUUUAAAGACCGUCGUUGUCGCCAUAAGCACUGUUUUAUUACAUUUAGCAAAGAUUUUAUUUGGCUCGGUAGAACUGAAUGCAUUUCAAUACUGCCCCAAAUGGAUUGAUUUACUUACGGGCCAGCUUCGAUUAUUAUUGUCGAAGCUUGUAUGCCAAUGCCAAUAGACAUUUUUCAUUUGAUGAUUUAUAUCAAAGUCUCAAAAUGUAUAGAGAAAUUAUGUGAUCAUCUUAGCGCAAGUUGUUGUUAUGGUUCGUGUGCUCAAAUUGUCUUACCGAUGCAUCAAUCACGUGUAACUUACUUGGUAUCUACAAUAAGGGCUUUUACUGAACUUUCUAUCGAAAAAUUCUACGUAGAUUGCAGUUAACUGGAAGGAUUCUGAAUGCAAUCGACUUU
Molecule: messenger RNA, 2633 nt
Organism: Styela clava
Lineage: Eukaryota; Metazoa; Chordata; Ascidiacea; Stolidobranchia; Styelidae
Source: RefSeq, a predicted model, not a curated record